AUGAAAACACCAACACCAACAAACCACCUCCGCUUCGACCCCUGGACAACCUCCUCCACAGGCCACCAAGUCGCCGACUCAGCAGCCAGCAAAGCCUACCGGACCCUACGACAAGAGAAGCUAGCGAGACAGUUCGGCGAGGGACAGGGGGACUGCACAUUUGCGAGGGCAAGGAGCGCCGCAGGAACAGGGGCAGGGGAAUUGGAAAGAGGGACGUGGGUGGAGGUUACCUAUGAUCGAAAUAAGAAUGCGGGGCUAGGACGAGGGGGGCAGAGGGAUAUUAGGGGGAUGUUUGGGGUUGCGAAGGCUUCGUCGGUGGUGGAUAUGGGGGUUAAGGAGUCGAAGGUUGUUGGAGGGGGGAAACCUCUUCUUUCGUCUUUGGGUGAUGGCGUGAAGGGUUCAUCAGUGACAGCAACAGCAGCGGAAACACCUCAUGAUCCUCAUCCCUCGACAACAUCAACAUCGACAGCCCAUCCCAACAACGAACUCGAACCCGAAACCAAAACCAACCCAGUUCCAAAUUCCAACCCUCCAGACUCAUACCCUCAAAUCUUCACCACCCUAACAAUCUACAUAAACGCCCCCUCGCACCCCCUCCUCUCCGACCACAAACUCAAACAAAUCCUCACCCUGCACGGCGCAACCAUCGCGCUCUCGCUCUCCCGCCGCGUCACACACAUCAUCGUCGGGAAACCGAAUACGAGAUCAGGACACGGUUUCGGCGGGGGUCUCGCAGGCGGAAAAUUGCAGAGAGAGAUUACCAGAGCUGGGUGUCGCAGUUGGAAGGUGGUUUUUGUGGAAUGGGUCUUGGAGAGUAUUAAGGCUGGGAAGAGGUUGUCGGAAGCGAGGUUUGCGAUGCAGAUGGCGGAGAAGAGGCAGAGGAGUGUGUUGGCUUUUACGGCGGGGAAAUGA
Messenger RNA from Aspergillus melleus, 912 nucleotides. RefSeq lists its product as uncharacterized. The transcript is spliced from 2 exons. The coding region runs from base 1 to 912 and encodes 303 amino acids. The record is from RefSeq and is a predicted model, not a curated record. Lineage: Eukaryota; Fungi; Ascomycota; Eurotiomycetes; Eurotiales; Aspergillaceae.